Molecule: messenger RNA, 555 nt
Organism: Peromyscus californicus insignis
Lineage: Eukaryota; Metazoa; Chordata; Mammalia; Rodentia; Cricetidae
Product: annexin-2 receptor-like
Exons: 1
Coding region: 1-555 (184 amino acids)
Molecular function (GO): signaling receptor activity
Source: RefSeq, a predicted model, not a curated record
AUGGAGCCGACUUUCUGGUCCGUGCACGUGAAGCAGGCCUGGGAUUCCGCCCCUGUGUCGCCAGAGACCGAACUUGUGCUUCCCGUCUUCUCGGAAGAACGUGGGCCGUGGCCUCUUCCUUUCUAUCCGGUCCUAGGAGCGAUCCCCUCCCACAGAGGUGACGAUCUCGAGCAACCGCUUCAAUGUCUCCAGGGUGACUUGGCGGGAUCCUACGGGAGGACCGACUCUUCCAGCGAGCCGGACUCCCCGCGGGCCUUCCACGAGGGACACGAGCAACCAGCGACCCCGGCAAGACUGGAGGACUCUGACCUAGAACCGGUCCCUGAGGCAGAGCAGCACCGGCCCUGGUCCAGAGCGCCCCACCGUGGCCACGAAUCGCGGGACACCGAGACCACGGAAAGGAGAAGCCCUGGGGAGUGUCAGCCGCCUACCGCCGGAGACCGGAGCAGAGGACCGCGGGUUUUGUGCGCCCUCUGGCGGGACCUUCUUAGCCUGUUCAGCUGCUGCGUGCCACGUGGCUGCUGCAUACCGGUACGUGGCAGCAGGGAGCCUUAG